Messenger RNA from Lotus japonicus, 4116 nucleotides. RefSeq lists its product as uncharacterized. Gene Ontology annotation, biological process: DNA repair; telomere maintenance. The coding region runs from base 1 to 4116 and encodes 1371 amino acids. The record is from RefSeq and is a predicted model, not a curated record. Gene Ontology annotation, molecular function: DNA helicase activity. NCBI's taxonomy places the organism in Eukaryota, Viridiplantae, Streptophyta, Magnoliopsida, Fabales, Fabaceae. The transcript is spliced from 12 exons.
AUGCUAAAGGGUGUCUCUUAUAUGAGUUUAAAUGAUGAUGAAGUUCAAACAUUUAGUGGUUGUUCAUCAAGAGAUGAAAGUGAAGAUAGUGAAGAUGGUGAACGAGAUGAUAUGCCUUGUAGUAAAAAUUUUGAUGAGUUUGAGGAAUAUUCUGAUAUUGGAGACAUGAAGUAUGAGUGUCAGUAUUGUGGGGCUUUGCAUUGGAAGCCACCGACUUUAUUAUGGGAUUUGAUAAUGGGAAAUGAUGUUCGUAGUCGAGAAUUCUUAGCAAAUAUAAGAAGUUAUAAUAGUGCUUUUGCUUUAACUUCAUUUGGUGGAAAAAUUGAAAGUGGUCUAAAUGACGGAGGUGGUCCACCACAAUUUGUUAUUAGUGGGCAAAAUUAUCAUCGUAUUGGUAGCUUGCUUCCAAAUGUGGGAGAGACUCCUAAAUUUGCCCAACUUUAUGUUUAUGAUACUCAGAAUGAGAUCCAAAAUCGAAGUUCACACUUUAGGAAUUCGGAUGGAAGUUGUAAGCUAAACAAAUCCUUAAUUGAAGAUCUUUUGGCAAUGGUUGAUGAGUGUAAUGUCUUGGUGAAAUCAUUUCGAAAGGUACGUGAUUUCAUUUCUAUCAACCCAUUGUUAAGGAUUUCUCUAAGAUUGUUUAGAGCUAGACCCAAAGACCCAAGAGUGUACAAUUUACCUUCUGUGGAUGAGGUAGCUAGUUUAAUUGUUGGUGAUUUUGAUUCUACUGAUUGUGGUCGAGACAUAGUUGUUAGUUCAAUGGAUGGUACUCUUAGAAGAAUUCAUGAGACACACACUUCAUUUUUACCGUUGCAAUAUCCUUUGCUUUUUCCUAAUGGAGAAGAUGGAUAUAAAGAAGAUAUUUUGUUUCGCCAAGAUGGAGAUGGUCGUGUUUUUAAAAAGAGAGUACGAGUAUCUUUGAGAGAAUUUAUUUCUUUUAGAAUUCAUGAAAGAAUGAGAGAGGAUUCAGUUAUAUUGCGUAGUAGAAGAUUAUUCCAACAAUUUCUUGUGGAUUGUUAUUCGAUGAUUGAGGCUAAAAGAUUAUCAUAUAUCAAGGGUAAUCAAAAGACAAUACGUCGGGACUUCUUAUCUGGAUUGGAGGAGGCUAUGGAGAAAGGUGAUGUCGAUUCAGCAUCAGUUGGAACAAGGAUAGUUCUACCUUCAUCAUUUACUGGUGGAAGAAGAUAUAUGUUUAACAAUUGUCAAGAUGCAAUGGCAAUCUGCAAACAUGUUGGAUAUCCAGAUCUUUUUAUAACUGUUACUUGCAACCCAAAGUGGCUUGAAAUUCAAAGGUGUGUUUCUGAAAAAGGCUUGAAUGCCUAUGAUCGCCCUGAUAUCUCGUGUCGGGUUUUUCAUAUUAAAGUGAAGCAGUUAAUGCGUGAUUUGAGGAAAUGUCAAUAUUUUGGGAAAGUCUCAGCUGGAAUGUAUACCAUUGAGUUUCAAAAGAGGGGACUUCCACAUGCCCAUAUACUUAUUUGGUUAGCGCCUGGUUCAAAGCUAACAACACUAGAGAAAAUUGAUUCAGUUAUAUGUGUAGAGUUACCUGAUCCAGUUGCUAGCCCGAAACUAUUUGAAGUUGUUUCUAUGUUCAUGGUCCAUGGUCCAUGUGAUAAUGGGUAUGUUGUUCCUUAUAAUGCAAAAUUGUUGAUGAAGUACCAAGCCCACAUUAACAUUGAAUAUUGUAACAAAUCGAAUUGCAUCAAAUACUUAUUUAAGUAUAUCAACAAAGGAGUUGAUCGGGUUACAGUUUCAAUGAAAAAUGAAUGUAAUGAAGGACAAAAUGUGCCGGAGGUUGAUGAGAUCCAACAAUAUUAUGAUUGUCGUUAUUUGUCUGCUUGUGAAGCUGCUUGGAGAUCAUUUUCAUUUCGUAUUCAUGAUCAUUGGCCUCCCGUUCAGCGGUUACCUUUUCAUAUGCCCAACAAACAAGUUGUAUUAUAUGGUAAUGAAGAACCAAUUGAUAGGGUCGUUCAAAGAGGUCAGAUGUCUGAAACAAUGUUUACUGGGUGGAUGGUUGCUAAUAUGAUAUAUGAACAUGGUAGGCAUUUGACAUAUGCUGAUUAUGCCGAUUUGAGAACUGUUGAUGGUGUUGUUCGAGUGAGCUUUCAGGAAGCAUGUUCUGCCUUGGGAUUAUUAGAGGAUGAUAAAGAAUUUAUUGAUGGAUUAAUUGAUUGUGCUGAAUUGUCAGGUGAUGAAGUCCCUCAGUUUGAGAAUGUCAUGUUGUUUAACGAGUUAAGAUUUGACAUUGAUGAUAUGUCAGUUAAACAUAAUAUCCAUUUGAUGAAGUUGAAUAAUGGUCAAAGGAAAGUGUAUGAUGAGGUUAUUGAUGCAGUUAAUAAAUCAGAUGGAGGAUUUUAUUUUGUCUAUGGUUCAGGUGGUACAGGAAAAACUUUUCUUUGGAAAACCCUAAGUUAUAGAUUAAGAUCUGAGCGGAAGAUUGUGUUGAAUGUUGCAUCCAGUGGUAUAGCAUCUCUUUUGUUACCUGGUGGGAGGACUGCACAUUCGUUAUUUAGUAUCCCACUUGUGUUAAAUGAGGAUUCAUGUUGUAAUAUUAGGCUGGGUAGUAACAAGGCAAAGUUGCUUAAACAUACAAGUUUAAUUAUAUGGGAUGAGGCACCUAUGGUUAAUAGGUGGGCAUUUGAGGCUGUUGAUAGAACCUUGCGUGAUAUAAUGGAAGUUGGGGAUGUUUAUGGUGGGGGAAAGCCGUUUGGUGGAAAAGUUGUGGUUUUAGGGGGAGAUUUUAGACAAACUCUUCCUAUUAUCCAGAAAGCAAGUAGGGAAGAAAUUGUAAUGGCUACUAUUAACUCAUCAAGACUAUGGAAAUUUUGCAAAGUCUUAAAACUUACUGAGAAUAUGCGUUUGCAUGGGAAUGAUUCUUUACAUGAUUGUGAAAAAUUGGUUGAAUUUAGCAAGUGGAUACUUGAUAUUGGUGAUGGUAAUUUGGGUGAUUACAAUGAUGGUGAAUGUGAUUUAGAUAUUCCACAUGACUUGAUGGUUCCCUUUAAAGAUGAUGCUGUGUCAAGUAUAGUUUAUUCCACCUACCCUGAUAUUCAAAGGAAAUUUUUUGAUGAGGAAUAUUUUAUUGAUAAAGCUAUUCUUGCUCCCACUUUGGAUAUUGUUGAUAGUGUGAACCAGUUUGUGCUUUCAAUAGUACCUGGCAAAGAAAAAGUGUAUUUAAGUUCAGACAGUGUAGUCAAAGUUGAUGAAGAUGUAGCCAUUGAUGCAAAUUGGAUAACCAUUGAGUUUUUGAACGGCAUUAAGGGAUCUGGACUUCCUGAUCAUAGGUUGUGUUUGAAAAUUGGAACGCCCAUUAUGUUAAUGAGAAAUAUUGAUGUUUCAGCUGGGUUAUGCAAUGGAACUCGGCUUAUUGUGUUGGAUCUUAGACCAAAUUUGAUUUAUGGGAAAGUGCUAAAUGGAAAUAAAGCUGGCACAAAAACAUACAUCCCACGCAUGACUAUUGUUCCUUCUGAUAGUGGUCUACAUGUUAAAGUUCAACGCAGAUGGGGAAGGUCUCCUAUGUACCAUUUAAUGGAAGGCAUGGAUUCUCAUAAAUGGGAUCAGGUCAACUUACAAGGAUGGUCUGGCUACCUCAAUAGACUUGAUGGUCCGAUUUACACCAAUUUGGUUGUUGAGUUCUGGAAGAACGCUGUCUGCAACGACUACUACGUUGUUUCUCACGUGCUGGACAAGAAGAUUGUAAUCUCAGAAGAGUCCAUUGCAAAGUUGCUGGGUAUGGAAUUCCAGCAAGGAAAAAGGAUUAAGAACGUUGAUGCAAAUGUUCCUGGGAUGAGGAGCGUGGUCAACAAGGCGAUUUAUGACCACUGGGAAAUGGAGAAAACCAAGUACAAUAUAAAGGACUUGAAGCCUCAGAUGAAGAUUUGGCAGAAGAUAUUCCUUACCUGCAUUCACCCCAGAACUGGUGGAACUGAAAAUCUUAAUGCAACUCAAAAGAGAAGGAAGCUUCCUCUGAGGGGUCCCCUUCAGCUGAAAGAGGCAGUUGCAGAGCAAACAUCUGAACCUGCUUCAGAAGUUCAACGUGAAAGGAGAUCUAAAAGAACUUCUGAUCCAGCAAGGGCUGCAAAAUCUUACCACAACCACAUCCAUCAGAAGUCCAAGUAA